Molecule: messenger RNA, 618 nt
Organism: Oppia nitens
Lineage: Eukaryota; Metazoa; Arthropoda; Arachnida; Sarcoptiformes; Oppiidae
Product: enoyl-CoA delta isomerase 2-like
Exons: 1
Coding region: 1-618 (205 amino acids)
Source: RefSeq, a predicted model, not a curated record
AUGACACAAAAAUCAUUGAAACAAUUUGACGGCGAUAUCUAUCGUACGACUGGCAAAUUGGCCGAAAACUUUAGGCAAUUUGUGGCCGCUUUUAUCGAUUUUCCUAAACCUUUGAUCGCUGCCGUCAACGGACCGGCAAUUGGUGCGGCGGCCACUACACUGGCACUGGUCGACUGUGCGGUCGCAUCGGAUUCGGCCUAUUUUUCGACACCGUUUUCUUAUCUGGGAAUAUCGGCCGAAGGUUGCUCGACCUAUACAUUCCCGCAGAUUAUGGGCCAAUCAAUGGCCGCACAAAUGUUGUAUUUUAAUCACAAGAUGUCGGCCACUGAGGCCCUGAAGUCGGGAUUUGUGUCGCGAGUCAUACCCAGCGCUCAGUUCGACGAGUAUAUCGAGAACUGGAUAUUCGCCGAUCGGACCGGUAUUGUCAACACAUGUUAUCCUCAGUCGAUGCGUGCGUCCAAACAGUUGGUCCGAUCGGCGGACAUACGCCGAGUGUUACAUGAGGUCAACCGAUACGAGUGUUUGAUACUUCGCGAUCGUUUUACUUCAGAUGAAUCCAUUAAAACCAUCGAAAAGUAUUUCGGACAAAACAAACAGAAAUCAAUUUUAAAUAAAUAA